This is a messenger RNA of Cutaneotrichosporon oleaginosum, 580 nucleotides long. RefSeq lists its product as uncharacterized. NCBI's taxonomy places the organism in Eukaryota, Fungi, Basidiomycota, Tremellomycetes, Trichosporonales, Trichosporonaceae. The record is from RefSeq and is a predicted model, not a curated record.
GCUGCCGCACCCCAUUUUGCUCCAUCUUCCAUGCUCCUUCCGAGCCCGGCAGACCUCAUUGCUAACGGCAUUGGGAGCGUAGUCGCCCGCCUCGGCCGCCAGAUCUUGUCUGAGGCAUGCAAGUCCAGUUGGCAGCCGGGACGCAGCCCACAUCACGUCAGUAUGGCCAUGUGGACCAUCCAGUGUCUUAGAUGGCCAGAUGCGGCCGAUGCGCCUGCGAGUGCCGUCAUCCACCUAGCGCCCACGUGCGGCCAGCGCAUCAUCAAGCGCAAACCACGACGCUGCAGGGGCCCGGCAUAUCGGCCCUGGCGUGAUUCUGACGUGAGCGGCCGUCACUGAAUAUUGUACUUGUCAGUUGAGCGCUGCGACUAGUAGCACCUCGGAUACCGCGCCGGGAGAGGCGGUCGGCGUACCACCGCAUACACGGGUAACGGCACGCGGCACACGGCACACGGCACACAGCACACAGACAGUACACGGCCGUGUUCCUCGGCCUCAUGUUGAUCAGCGGGUAGAAUGCGGUGCUACCACAUGUGUGGCAGCCAUCAAAAUAGGCAUAUACAUGUACACGGGAUCACAG